Bacidia gigantensis is the source of this 411-nucleotide messenger RNA. RefSeq lists its product as uncharacterized. Lineage: Eukaryota; Fungi; Ascomycota; Lecanoromycetes; Lecanorales; Ramalinaceae. The transcript has 2 exons. The record is from RefSeq and is a predicted model, not a curated record. The coding region runs from base 1 to 411 and encodes 136 amino acids.
AUGGCUUCUAACAAUGAAAGUUCCUCUCCCAAAUCCCAACCCCAUCUACCCCAGCAUCAAGCCCAGGGGACCGGCGUCGAGAACAAGUUCAAUAGUACAACCAAAGCAACCCAACAGCCACAAUCCAUCACCCACAAAAAGGCUACCGCUGCAGACUCCUCCCCCAUCGCUGAACAUACAAAUCCCUCUCACGCACAAGUCAGUAACCCAUCCACCUCCGAAGAGCAACAGCAAGGAGGUCAAUCUCACAAGGAGCACCAGAAGGCGUCACAGGCGCGUAAGGUGCAAGCCAGUCUUGCUUCGACGACGAGGCAUUCGACGGUCAAGAUGGUCGAUGAGCUGGGAAUAGAGGCUAUUGCCUCACUAAUCAAUGCACCUAUAGAUCGCAUAGCAUCAUCAACCCGCGUGUGA